GACAGUAGGUGGCGGAAAUGCACCGUUCACUGGAUGCCAUCCGCCAACAAAUUUAAGAAGAAGAAGAACGGAGCCGACCGGAAGUAGACGGAGCCGGAACUCGGCCGUCGCAGUGACUCUUCGUAUUCGGGACCAAACCGCGUGUGUCCUCCUCCCGCCACGUGACCCUGUCCGAGUGGACGCGGCGUUGUUGUUUCCGUCCGGAUUGUCUCCCGGUGUCAUGACGUCAUGACGUCAGCGUGCUAGCAGGAAGUAGACGGAGCCGAGCGCGUGUGGAGGAAACGUCUGUCCGUGAGUUCGUGAACAUGUGUAACGUCCCAGAGCUCAUAUGUUUAGUGAACCAGCGACUGACUGCGGCUGCUGGAGAGAUAUGUGGGCUGUUUGAAGACACGAUGGCAGAGCACGAGGAGGAACUGACUAGUUUAAAAGAGGAGCACGAGCGCCAACGAAAACGACUGGACGCCAUGUUCAACCCGGAAGUCCGGUUACAACGAGCAGAUGUCCAGCAGCUGUUGGUGACUAAACCAGAGGUUCCCUCUGAGCAGCAUGACUGGAGCUCCAAUCUGGACCAGGAAGACCCAGAGCCCCCACACAAUAAAGAAUGCCAGGAAGACCCAGAGCCCCCAGACAUUAAAGAAGACCAGGAGGACCAGGAGGACCCACACAUUAAAGAGGAACUGGAGGACCCAGAGCACCCACACAUUAAAGAGGAACUGGAGGACCCAGAGCACCCACACAUUAAAGAGGAACAGGAGGACCAGGAGGACCCAGAGCCCCCAGACAUUAAAGAGGAACUGGAGGACCCAGAGCCCACACACAUUAAAGAGGAACUGGAGGACCAGGAGGACCCAGAGCACCCACACAUUAAAGAGGAACUGGAGGACCCAGGGCCCCCACACAUUAAAGAGGAACAGGAGGAACUCGGGAUCAGUCAGGAAGGAGUGCAGCUUCAAGCGCUGGAGGAGGCUGGUAUCAAGUUCCCAUUUGCUCAGUUCUCAAAGUCCACUAAAAAAAAAAAACAUUUGAAAACAGAAAGAGAUGGAGAGGAAGACGGAUCCAGAUCAGAUCCAGAUAGUCCUUUACAACCGACUGCUGAUGAGACUUCCCAAUCCUCUGAAUGUGAGACUGAUAACAGUGAUGAUUGGAAGGAGACUCAGGAACCUCUGUCACAUUUAAACCCUUUGCAAAACAAUGAAGUCCUUGAAAGUGACGUGGACUGUAAUACUGGAAAAACAUCAAUAAGCUCCUCUGGAAGCUUUGGCCACAAAAGACAUCCGAAAAGACACUCUGGAGUCAAAACAGGAGAGAAACUAUUCAGUUGUUCAGUUUGUGGUAAAACAUUCAGACGAGCACAGAGUCUGAAACGACACUCAACUGUCCACACUGGAGAGAAACUAUUCAGUUGUUCAGUUUGUGGUAAAACAUUCAGACGAGCACAGAGUCUGAAACGACACUCAACUGUCCACACUGGAGAGAAACUAUUCAGUUGUUCAGUUUGUGGUAAAACAUUCAGACAAGCGCCGAGUCUGAAAGAACACUCAACUGUCCACACUGGAGAGAAACUAUUCAGUUGUUCAGUUUGUGGUAAAACAUUCAGACUAGCGCACACAAUGAAACUACACUCAACUGUCCACACUGGAGAGAAACUAUUCAGUUGUUCAGUUUGUGGUAAAACAUUCAGACUAGCGCACACUCUGAAAGAACACUCAACUGUCCACACUGGAGAGAAACUAUUCAGUUGUUCAGUUUGUGGUAAAACAUUCAGACAAGCGCAGAGUCUGAAAGAACACUCAACUGUCCACACUGGAGAGAAACUAUUCAGUUGUUCAGUUUGUGGUAAAACAUUCAGACUAGCGCACAAUCUGAAAGAACACUCAACUGUCCACACUGGAGAGAAACUAUUCAGUUGUUCAGUUUGUGGUAAAACAUUCAGACAAGCGCCGAGUCUGAAACUACACUCAACUGUCCACACUGGAGAGAAACUAUUCAGUUGUUCAGUUUGUGGUAAAACAUUCAGACUAGCACGCAAUCUGAAACGACACUCAACUGUCCACACUGGAGAGAAACUAUUCAGUUGUUCAGUUUGUGGUAAAACAUUCAGACAAGCACGCAGUCUGAAACUACACUCAACUGUCCACACUGGAAAAACAAAUUAGUGGAAUAUUUUUCUUGAAAAAAUUCUCUCUUCUCUGUGAUUUAAGAAAAUCACUAUUGCAUUGAUAAGAUCAUCAGAAAUAAAUGAGACAUGGUUAAUUACUUAAAAACCGGAGGGUUGAAUAAAUAAGUUAAUUCAGCUACGUUGUUGUUCAUGAUAAGGUUGAAGAAGUUUUCUCUGCAAGUCUUGACCCUAUAUGAGUGAACACUGAGUGUUUUAUGAGUUCACAGUCUGUGACAUCACAGUCGAGGGUUACGCAGGUGUGUGUGUGUCUGUCGAUAUUUAAAAAAUUAACUGAACUGAAUAUGUGAUCAUUUGACCUGAAGCACUCCUGGGCCCUGUUUCUCGUACCUAGCUAACGUAGUUAGCUGGAUCAUUUUCAGGAUGAGAUCACAAGUGAGGCUUUUCGCUUCAACAAAGCAAGUUUGGAACUAGAACGGGCACUCGGUAGAGCGCAUACCUUCACAUAUCACAAUAUUGGGCAUUGAAUUAUGUACAUUUUGGCAUUAGUUGCAUGCCAAUUGGAUAAAAAUUGACCGCUAUGGUAAAAAGAAGAUCUUGACCUUUGACCCGAUCGAUCCCAAAAUCUAAUCAAAUGGUCCCCGGAUAAUAACCAAUCAUCCCACCAAAUUUCAUGCGAUUCGGUUUCAUACUUUCUGAGUUAUGCGAGUAACACGCAUACAAAUAAAUUAUUCAACAUUUGGAAAAUACAGCAUCAGUAUACUGUUAUACUGAUGCUGUAUUUUCCGACUGUGCCAGAGAGGGUUACUAUGACAACAAGCUUGUAAUUGAAGUGUCACAGUGUAGAACAACACACCCUGUUCUUACUCCCUUCACCGCUGUCUGAUCCAGAACUCUGGAUACAUGCAUGACGACAGCAUUCAGAUCAUAAACAUAACACUUUGAAGCCAUUAAAUAUUAUACAUACUGUAUGUAUUAAUAUUUAAUGUGUUCUGGGCACGUGUGUCAAACCAGUUUCUUCCUCCAUAGUGUUGUAGUAUAUUUUUCAUUACAUAGUAUUUCAAGAUCUCUAAACUGGCGGUCCACAUGUGGUACGCUUUACCUUCGCAUUGAAAAUGCGAAAGGUUAUGUUUUGAUUGCUGUGUAUUUAUUUUUAUGCGUGUGUGUGUGUUAUUCGCAUAACUCAAAAAGUAUUAAACCAAAUCGCAUGAAAUUUGGUGGGAUGAUUGGUUAUUAUACAGGGAACAUUUGAUUAGAUUUUCGGAUCGAUCGUGUCAAAGUCAAGGUCAUGAAAAAGUCAAUCUUCUUUUUACCAUAGCGCAGUCAAUUUCUAUCCAAUUGGCAUGCAACUAAUGCCAAAAUGUGGCUGCAGCGAAGGUAUGCGCUCUACCGAGUGCCCGUUCUAGUUAUUAAUUAAUUCAUAUUAUUAAUUAUUGGCUCACAUUGAGAUGAAACUGAAAAUGUGUUGGGUGAAGCCGGAUGUGUGAAACUCUUAAGCAUAACUGAUUAAAUAUUCACAGAU
Messenger RNA from Pseudoliparis swirei, 3638 nucleotides. Its product is annotated as zinc finger protein 287-like. Gene Ontology annotation, molecular function: DNA-binding transcription factor activity, RNA polymerase II-specific; RNA polymerase II cis-regulatory region sequence-specific DNA binding. The record is from RefSeq and is a predicted model, not a curated record. Gene Ontology annotation, biological process: regulation of transcription by RNA polymerase II. Bases 306 to 2156 code for a protein of 616 amino acids. The transcript is spliced from 2 exons. NCBI's taxonomy places the organism in Eukaryota, Metazoa, Chordata, Actinopteri, Perciformes, Liparidae.